AUCAUGUCCGAGGGCCGGUGCGAAUCGCAGCACAACGUUCCAGACUCGUUCGACCUUGGAGCGAGCUCGGAUCGAGAGAACUCGAAUUUCAACUCCUUGACCCCGUCGAGCGACGUCGACCUGAGCCCGAGCAUAGAAGAGCUGAUAGAAAGGAUCAAGAUCCUUGCGCUGGAGACGCCGAGGCCCCGCAACAAGUUGCCGAGAGUUCCCUUCCCCACCCCGGCCAAGGCGUCCCCGGACGGCAGGGCGAUGGCGGAGAACCCCCUCUCCUCCUCCUCCUCCUCCUUCACCGAGGACGGCCAAGAGUUGGGGUUGAAGAGGUUGAAGAAAGCUAUAGAGAGGCGUUUCGGGGCGAAACGUUUCCCCAGCCCCGGGAAAACCUCGUCCAACAGUGGCAAGCACGUGGUGGUGGACGGCAAACUGUUGGCGACGAUGCUCACCGCGGAGCAUCAACGUCGCCAGAGGAUGGAGUGGGAUCUGGAGGUGGAGAGGGCCGACCAGGUCCUCGACGAGGCGCCGAUCUUCGACCAGCAUCACCAACCCGACUCGAUCUUCAGCCCCAAGACUCGAAGCGUGGUCUCGGACGCGUCCGUCCAGGUGACGAAGGGCUCGUCCUGCUCGGAGAUCGACACCUCGUCCGAGUUCGAAAAGUUUCAACACGAGGGGGACGCAGUCGCGUUGUCCCUCGAGUACAGCCUGCGCGAGGUGUCCGAGNUGUUCUCAGUUUUCGUCAAGUGCAACAAGUGGAUGUUGAGGAGCAGGAUGGACAAUAACGCGAGCCCGGUCAAUCACGCGUUGUUGGACAAGCGGGAUUUGGUGGGGGCGGAUAUUUUCAGGCAGGCCGUGGACAUCAGUUUCGGAGAUGCGAUCACGUACGAGCAGAGGGAGUUGAUAUACGACAGUUACAUGCGCACCAUAGACGUGAGCCAGGGCCAGUUGGAGGAGAUUAUGUGCGACGAUUCCCAGCCACCGAUCCUCCGUGGCCCCCACGAUCGAACCUCUACCUUUGGAUCGGAGGGGGGCAGGAGCGGAGAGAGCGAUAAAGAGGAAGUGGAGAAGGAGGAAGUGGUGGUGACGAGUGACGAGAGUCGACGAAACGAGGAGGAGAAGAUGGAGGAUGAUGACUCCGUUCACGGUUGCGCCGCGUGUUUUCGAGCUCGGUUGUCUUUGAAGUUCAACAGGCGGGAAGAAUGGAAGGAGGAGGAGGAGGAGGAGGAGAAGGCGAAGAACAGGGAUCCCAACGAUCUUUCGAAAGGUGUUGGGAAGAAGAGCGUUGAUUAUUCGAAAGGAGAGGGCGGGGAGAAGGAAAGUCUGGACGAGGUUUUUGCAUCGGUUGGCGGGGGGGAAAGGCUGGAGAGGAUCGACGAGGAAGAAGACUCGUCCAAGGAGGGGACCAAGUCAACGGGGAGACGGAAGUGGCGUAGCUUGAGCGAGUACGAGAACGAGUCCUCCUCGACGCCGAUAAACGAGGAAUCCGGGAAGAGGAGAACCUUCUCCGAGUCGGACGUUUUAAACGCCAGCCUGUUCAUAAGCGACGACUUUCUCUCCGAGAAUUAUAUCAGGAAAUUGGAGAGAUCCGUGUCCCUUGUGAACGAGAUCUCGAGCAAUGUGUCCGAGGAUCUGGCGAAGAGCGAUACAUCGGCCAAAUUUCCAAAGGAGAAGGAGGAGGAGGAGGAGGAGGAGGAACGAGAAGAGGGGGAGAAGGAGGAGGAACGAGAAGAGGGGGAAAAGGAGGAGGAACGAGAAGAGGAGGAAGAUGCUUCGUCCAACUCCGAUGAUCUCGCCAAAUGUUCGAGGAGAGGAUCAUCGAGAUCCACGUCGUCGGCAGAUUCCGUGGACGUUUUGGGGAGGAAAAGGAGGAAAUUUCAAUCGAAUUUGAGGGAGGAGGCGGAGGACGAGCAGGAGAGUUUGCCCGACUCGACCAAGUGCACCAUGGACUCGAACAGCGUCCAUUCCGAUAAUCUGUCCCUAGAUCUUGACGAUGUUUACGACACGAUUCAAAGAUCCGAAAGGAUUUCGUCUUCUUGCGCGAUGGAUGCAGGAGAGAACAGGAGAGGGGGGGAUAAGAGGGAGGAGAGGGUCGAGAUCGGCGAGUUUGGCUCCCUCUCCGACAGCGUUUACUUCACCCCUCCUGCUGAUCAAGCGUCAUCCGACGACAAACCCUCUUCCAAAAUUGUUAUUACCGAGGAUUCGAACGAAAAGUGGUCGUCAUCGAAGGGAACCGAUUCGAAAGAGUGCGACGACGACGUUUUCGAAGACGUCGGCUCGAUGAAACCUUACGAGAGACGAAACAGUUUUCACUCGUUCCUGAACAGGAUAUUGUUCAAGCAGUCGAGAUACGCGACGACCAAAGGAUCGGUGAACGAAUCGAGAAUUUCGAACGAGGAUGAGAAUAAGAAUACUCUGAAGCUAAAUAUCGGUGAAAGAAUUUCGAAGGCAAGGGGAAAGGGGAGGAUAGUGCCGGAGAGAUGUAUGCCAGAUGUGCUCUUUCCGCCGUCGCACAAACUUACAGUGGCCGAGGUGUUCGACCCGCGGACGGACCGGCCGCGGCCGGAAGUCCUCAAGCAACACUUUAUCCUCGAAGGUAGGAUCGACGANNNGGCGGCUCUUCGCAUAGUCACCGAUGGAGCCGCCCUCCUCCGCUCUGAGAAGACUAUGAUCGAUAUCGAAGCUCCAGUCACCGGUGAGUCCUCGCUCUUUCACCAACUCUUUUAUUUGCCACGACACAUAAAUUCAAUUUGCUCUUUAUAUAAAAAAAAAAAGAAAGAAAGAAAGAAACGAAAACUCGUCUAUCGAUCGAAUUGAUAUAUUCGCGAAAAAAAUAAAAAGAGGAGGGAGGAAAAAAAGGAUUUUGAAGAGGCUUCCCAAGAAUCGAGGAAAGGCUCGCAUUAUGUCGAGACACGUUAGAGGGGAAAAAACGUGAAAGGCACUUGACACAGUUGCACGUGGUACAGGAACGUGUGCGUUUACAUGACAUGGUAUCGAUGUUGUGUGUAUGUGUGUGUGUGUGUGUGUGUGUACGUGGAAAGAAUGAAACUUGGUUGAACGAUUCGUUUCGUUUGAUUCGAUAAUAGAUAGAUCGAU
This is a messenger RNA of Apis dorsata (giant honeybee), 3084 nucleotides long. Its product is annotated as calponin homology domain-containing protein DDB_G0272472-like. The coding region runs from base 4 to 2805 and encodes 933 amino acids. Gene Ontology annotation, biological process: calcineurin-mediated signaling. Gene Ontology annotation, cellular component: calcineurin complex; cytoplasm. The transcript has 5 exons. NCBI's taxonomy places the organism in Eukaryota, Metazoa, Arthropoda, Insecta, Hymenoptera, Apidae. Gene Ontology annotation, molecular function: calmodulin-dependent protein phosphatase activity; calmodulin binding. The record is from RefSeq and is a predicted model, not a curated record.